Messenger RNA from Owenia fusiformis, 431 nucleotides. The record is from the annotation of a GenBank genome assembly. NCBI's taxonomy places the organism in Eukaryota, Metazoa, Annelida, Polychaeta, Sabellida, Oweniidae.
GAUUCCAUUUCAAAGCAUUUGAUAUACACAGCGGACUGUACAAUGUCCAUUGGAAACUAUUUGAUAGUUAUACCGAUACUGAAGAGAUACUAGGAGAAGGACAUACACAUGUAAUAAAGAUAGAUAACGAAACACAGGAUGCAUCAAGUUAUUGUGUACCAGCAGGACAAUGCUAUGGAAUACAAUAUGAUAUCAAACCAGAUCGUACAGACUUUCCUAAGCCUAGAGGCACACACGAACACGACUAUUUCCUGAUAAUAACGGUCACCAACAUUGCCCGACUAGUCACAACUCAUACUCUAAAAAUAACAAUUGACACAUCUCCACCUCACCCUGGUGUUGUAUAUGAUGGACGUUCUGGUAGCUCAGAAGUUGAUUACCAGCAGGGUUAUACAUUGCAUGCACAUUGGUCACAGUUCUUUGACAGAUAA